AUGUUAGUUUGGAAGAAACAUUUGUUUUCCAAUGGUUUUAUGUUAGAAAAAGAAUUAGAAGAACAAGCAAUUUCUGAAGAUUGGCACAUAAUGAUACCAGAUCUAAUAGUAUCACCUCUUCCGUGUUCAGAAAAUCAUCACUACAAAGAGAUAUAUCAUCAUCUCUAUUUCAUACAACAGAUAUGUUCCAAUAAUUAUGAAAGUAAUUCUGCAUCCUCUCCACCUUGGUCUUCAUACGAUCCGUAUGUACCUAAGGAGGGCGCUGCUGGUGGUCCGCCUUCAAAGACUGUAGAAAUUCAAAAAAAAAUUGAUGAUACAGUAGAAGUUAUACGUGAUAAUCUUAAAUUUGUUGCUGGAAGGGGAGAGAAAUUAGAUAAUUUACAAGAUAAAACUGGUAAUUUAUGUUGGAAAGUAAAGAUUCUAUUAAAUAAUUUAGCAAUGUCUUCUCACUAA
Molecule: messenger RNA, 453 nt
Organism: Entrophospora sp. SA101
Lineage: Eukaryota; Fungi; Glomeromycota; Glomeromycetes; Entrophosporales; Entrophosporaceae
Source: the annotation of a GenBank genome assembly